UUGCUUUGCGUUUUCUUUCAUUCUCUUUUUUACGUAAAUGUCUGCAAUCAUGUCUCCUUGUUCUUUCUUGUAUGUUUUCUUUGGCAUUUUCUAGUUCAGAUUUUUCUUCCACAUUGAUUCAUGUAUUCUUGGUGUUUUAGGGUAUGGAUUGUUUUGGCAUUUUUAUAUCUUUUUUAUUUUUGGAGGAAAUCAAUAUGCAAAGUCUGCGUUCAUGCAAAUUAUGUUUUUCUUUUUUUUUUAUUUAUUUUAUUUCGUGUGAUAUAUUCAUGGGUGUUUUUUCUUUUCGUUUUUUGUUGCUUCUCUUUGGAAUUUGUCUGAUUGAAUGCUCAAGGGUCAAGUUGAAAGUUUUGUUUCUUUUUCUGGCAUUUUCUGUUCAUGGCAGAGUGCUGCUUCUUUUACACAUUUCUCUCAGUUGUAAUAAUAAUAAUAAUAAUCAUUUUAGAUAAAGAUGUGAGCUGCAAAUUAACACCUCCUCUCUUCCAAGUUGAUGAUAAUGUACUGGGAUUUCAAGCCAAGAAUUAGAUGCUUGAUGGGCUGGUGGGGGCCGGAGGAGAGUUAGCUUAAGAGAGUCACUUGCAAAAGAAAAUGCUUUUAUGGGCUUAUUAAUGUGCAACUCUUUAUCAAUUUGAUUGAAUCAGUGAGUGAGUGAGUCAAAUUGAACUUGCAUCUACAUCCAUAUCAUCAACAGACAAUUUAUCAAUCUAGAGACCAAGCAAAGCAUAUAUGUCCACACCAAACUGUCAUUGUCUUAAGGGUGCCCAUCACCAAUGUAAUAAUCUUCACUUUGCUAACAAUAAUAUCAACUUUCUAUUCUGAUCAUUUUGGAAUAAAUGUAUCCAAAGUUUUUCUAAUCCUGGAUUCUUUUUGUCACUUAGACUGGCCAAAUGGGCCUAAUCACAGCACUUUCACAUGGUUAACCAUAUUGGGUCCUCUCUAAUUAAUUCCCUUUCAAUCACUAUUGUUUAGUUUGUGGAACUUUGCUUUUUUCUAUAUUUUGAGUGAGAGAGAAAACAAUACCAUGAAGUUGCUUCUUGAUAAUGCUAUUCAUUUUUCUUGCUAAUCUUGGCUUAGACUUGUUCUUACAUGUCACAUGGAGCACAGAUACACAUCUCUUUCUGCUUUACAUACAAAAUAUCCACCCAUGAUAUUGUUCUCCUUUGUAGAAUCGAUGUGUUCUUAAUCAAAUAUGGAAACCAGAUUGGUACUUGUUAACAACAUCAUGAACUAGACUAGCUAGCUAGCUAGCUUGGUACAUGUCCUAUUUGAAUUGCUCCUCUAUAAUACAGGGUAUGCACAUUUGUUGAAUGAUAGAAUGACUAAGUGACAUAUAGCACUUCUUAGAGCAACCACACCCUUGAUGGCUUUCAGGCAUAAAUUCAGAUUGAUUAGAGAAUAUUGCCCUUUUAAGUUUGAUUUCUUUAUGAAAUCAUGGCCUCUGUGAACAGACACAUCGCAUCGAUCAAAGAUCAAGAAUUAGAUUCAAACCCAUAAACAAUGGAGAAUCAUGCUUGGCUUGUGCCUAAAGGCAAGGAUGAUGUUUCAAGCCCACUUAGUGCUCAGAUUUUGGAAUUCUGUGACCCUGAAUUGUUCUUGCAAAAUUCUGAAGUCACUUCAAGUUCAAACUGCUGCUAUGAGGAAAAUUCUCCCUAUACAACGAAUCUUUCACUGCCAUCAGAUAAUCUUUCGUUGCCACCAGAUAUAGAGAACUUCAACAACUGCCGUGAUAAUAAUGGAAAUAAUAGCACCACCACCCCCCCAACUCCUAGCACCACCACCCCUGCAACUACUAGCACCACCACCGCUACAGCGGCUAAUGCAAAUAACAUUAACAAUAACAACCUGUCCAUUAUUUUUGAUUCCCAAGAUGAGCUUGACAAUGAAAUUUCAGCUUCUAUCGAUUUUUCUUCAUCCCCUACAUUUUCUGUCCCCCAACUUAUCACUACCCAUCAUGAGCAAUUUGAUUUCUCUUCUAUGCAACCCCAACUCACACUAUCAGGUAUAGUGUCUGCUGAUGGGCUAAACCAGUACCCUGCUGAUUCUGUUCACCAAUUUAUGGGGCAUCAAUUGCCAUCAGUUUUUGAAGAAGAUUGCUUAUCUUCUAUUCCUUCUUAUUUACCUUUAAACCCUUCAUCCCCUUCUUGUACAUAUCUUGGUCCUGCUAAGAGCACGUACAUGUCUGCUGGGACCAUGACUGCAGCAUUAUCUGUUGACAGUUCUGGGAUUUUCGGUGGAGGCAUUCUUCUGGGUUCUGAAUUGCAACCACAAGAAUUGGAAUAUCAAGGUGAAAAUGGUGGAAUUUACUGCCCUGAUACAAUCCCUCGAGUCUUCAACCCAGCAGAUCUCCAGGCACUCAACAAUGAAGCCCAGCAAUUGGUGGGUGGUACUGGGAAUAACACUCCUUUGGCAUCAGAUAUUUCAACUUUGGAAGAUUCAACUUUUAAAGUUGGCAAACUUUCAGUUGAGCAAAGGAAAGAGAAGAUCCAUAGGUACAUGAAGAAAAGGAAUGAAAGGAAUUUCAGCAAGAAAAUCAAGUAUGCCUGUCGGAAAACACUGGCAGAUAGCCGGCCUCGAGUCAGAGGAAGGUUUGCUAAGAAUGAUGACUUUGGAGAGACCAACAGAGCUGCUAGUAACAAUCAUGAAGAAGAUGACGACAAUGUAAGAUACUUACAACCCAUUUUACAUCAUUUUUUGGUUAUGUCUUCUUUAAAUUUGGUCUGUGAUCCUCUCCUUUUCUGCCUGCCUUUUUUUCCUGCAGAUAAUAGUGAAAGAAGAAGAAGACAUGGUUGAUUCAGCAGAUAUCUUAGCUCAUAUCAGCGGUGUAAACUCCUUCAAAUGCAACUAUUCUAUCCAGUCAUGGAUUUGACUAAGCUUACUUUGAAGUAUUAGACAUCUCUACAAUUUUGCAGAUGACCCUUUUACAACCAGGAUUAUAUCUAUCUGGGUUUAAUAAAGGAAAAUAGAAUAAUUUGGGUCAGUUUACUAUAUUAUAAUCUUUGUAUAAUGCAGCCAGGAUAAUCUAGAAAUUGAAAUAACAAUGUAAUUAUUGUAGAUUCUCUAUCCCCAAUCUUCUAAAUCAUCUCCAAUAUCCCACAAUCUGUAAAAUCCUGUGGAAAUCUUACUUGGCAGGAGUAGUAGUUGAAACAUGUCUAUUGUUUGUGUGACUUGUGUCCAGACAAUCUGAAAUAGUUGAUACAUCUGACACAAACUUCUCUGAAAUAACAUGGAGGAGGGCUUCCUUUCA
This is a messenger RNA of Manihot esculenta (cassava), 3241 nucleotides long. RefSeq names its product two-component response regulator-like APRR7. Gene Ontology annotation, molecular function: protein binding. Bases 1495 to 2787 code for a protein of 430 amino acids. The record is from RefSeq and is a predicted model, not a curated record. Gene Ontology annotation, cellular component: nucleus. Lineage: Eukaryota; Viridiplantae; Streptophyta; Magnoliopsida; Malpighiales; Euphorbiaceae. Gene Ontology annotation, biological process: regulation of flower development. The transcript has 4 exons.